AUGACAACUCUCUUAGAAAAAAUUUCAAAUAUUCUGGAUUGUAAUAAGGAUAAUGUUAAACAACGGUUAACUAUUAAAUGUGAUAGAGACCGCAUCCUUGAUGAAAUUAGAGGAAAGGUUUUGAAAACUUCCUAUUUCGACAGAAAUAGAAAUAUACAGAAAAUUUAUUGUGAUGGUUUAACUACACUUGGUUCUCAUCAAUUAAUGGCGUACGGAAAUCUUCGAAAGCCUUUUAACAUUUCUGUCAGCGCUUAUUUUCACGCCAGACAUAAGAUAUUACUAAAAUAUCCAUUUCAUCAAUGCGUUCACUUUAAAGACUGCUAUUAUCCUUUGGAAUUGCUUACUUUAGUAGUCGAGGAUUUUGACGAUCCCGAUUCUGAUUGUCCAUUUACUAUGAAAAAUCUUCGGAAAAAAGCUUCAUCUUCUUCGGAAUCAGUGAAAUCCAUAGAAACUAUUUCGUCAGAUUCAACUAUUCAGGAUUGUAGUUCAUCAGAAACACUGCCCGUGGAUAUAAAAGACGUCAAGAGAGGAAUUCUCUUGUUGUAUGUUGAGGAUAAGAAUUUAUGGGAAAAACACGAUAUUUCUUUAUUUAUCAAAGUAAAAUAG
Molecule: messenger RNA, 606 nt
Organism: Meloidogyne enterolobii
Lineage: Eukaryota; Metazoa; Nematoda; Chromadorea; Rhabditida; Meloidogynidae
Source: the annotation of a GenBank genome assembly